This is a messenger RNA of Capsicum annuum, 324 nucleotides long. Its product is annotated as cysteine proteinase inhibitor 4-like. Bases 1 to 324 code for a protein of 107 amino acids. The transcript has a single exon. Lineage: Eukaryota; Viridiplantae; Streptophyta; Magnoliopsida; Solanales; Solanaceae. Gene Ontology annotation, molecular function: cysteine-type endopeptidase inhibitor activity. The record is from RefSeq and is a predicted model, not a curated record.
AUGGCCCUACAAUUCAACUUUCUCCUCUUCGCAAGUCUCUUAUUUAUUGCUUCUACUUGUUUUCAUGCUAGGUCUGAGCAACCCAUAAAGCCAAAUGAUCCUAAAGUUGUAGGCAUUGCAAAAUUUGCAGUACAAGAACGCAAUAAGGAGGCUAAAACCAACUUUAAACUUGUAAAAGUGAAUGCAGGAGGAACUGAUCCAAUUCCUGAUGGUGUUGUAUAUCAACUGUAUAUCAGUGUCACUGAAGCAAGUGUUUCAACAACUCGUCUUGUGAUUGUUCUUGUGCAUAAAGAUAAUACCAAAGAACUUCUUGCUUUUGAGUAA